Messenger RNA from Toxotes jaculatrix (banded archerfish), 1938 nucleotides. RefSeq names its product kelch-like family member 23 (gene klhl23). Gene Ontology annotation, molecular function: protein binding. The transcript has 4 exons. The coding region runs from base 39 to 1727 and encodes 562 amino acids. The record is from RefSeq and is a predicted model, not a curated record. Lineage: Eukaryota; Metazoa; Chordata; Actinopteri; Toxotidae.
CAGCGCCCGUUAUUCAUGGAUAUAGGAGGAGAGAUAUCAUGUCACAUAAAGAAAGCGAAAUCUACACAUACGACUUCUGUGAUGGGGACCAUCCAGCGGAGCUCUUGGAUGCUCUCAGGCAUUUCUACAUCAGUGGCCUAUUUACGGACGUUUCUCUCCAAUGUGGCGAGUCCGGACAGGUGUUUCACUGCCACAGGGCGCUGCUGUCAGCUCGCAGCUCCUAUUUUAAAGUCAUGUUCACAGCUGAUAUGAGGGAGAGGUCAAACAGCGUCAUUAAACUGACCGGGGUUGACUGCGGGGUUCUGGGCGCUCUGGUGAACUAUGUGUACACAGCUCAGGUGCGCAUCACUGAGAGCAACGUGCAGAGCCUUCUGGAGGCUGCAGACCUCCUGCAGUUCAUCUCUGUCAAACAGGCGUGCGAAGAGUUUCUCAUUCGCCUCCUGGAUGUGGACAACUGCUUGGGGAUGCAUGCUUUUGCUCAGCUGCACCUCUGUCCUGGACUGGAGAGGGAGGCCCGCAGAAUGAUGCUGAGCAGGUUCGGAGAGCUCAUGCAGCAGGAGGAGUUCCUAGAGCUGGACCAUGAGAAGAUGAGAUCGAUUUUGGCUGUUCAGAACCUCACUGUGCUAAGGGAUGAUGUGUUGAUAGAUGCUGUAGCCAAGUGGGUAACCCAUGACUUGGAUAAUCGUGUUCACCAUGCUGCAGACUUGCUGCACUCCCUCCAUCUGGACCUGGAUGACGUUUACUUCAAGGCUACUUUAGAGGUUCAUAGGCCAUGUUCACUGAGAAGUGAGGGGAAAUUUAAAUCUAUGAUAAUUCAGGCUUUAAGGUCCAAUGGCAAGGAGAUGUCUUCAAGUAGAAAAUUGCCUUCCAGCAUGUACAUCAUCGGUGGAUACUACUGGCACCCUCUUUGUGAAGUUCACAUCUGGGAUCCUAUCAGCAACACAUGGGUGCAAGGAAAAGACAUGCCUGACCAUGCAAGAGAGAGUUACAGUGUCAGUUUACUUGGAGCAAAUAUCUAUGUGACUGGAGGUUACAGGACAAACACAGUUGAGGCCCUGGACAGUGUUUCGAUUUAUAAUUGUGACUAUGACGAAUGGACCGAGGGUUGCUCCAUGAUUACAGCGAGGUACUACCAUUGUUCUGUGACUUUGCAGGGCUGUAUUUACGCCAUUGGAGGCUACAGAGGAGGAGCUCCAGAGCGAGAGACUGAAUUUUACGAUCCUUUGAAAAAGAAAUGGUUUCCUUUGGCCAAAAUGAUCCAAGGUGUAGGAAAUGCCACUGCCUGUGUAAUGGGAGAUAAAAUCUAUGUGACUGGAGGCCACUAUGGAUACAGAGGGAGCUGCACCUAUGAAAAAAUCCAGGUCUACAGCCCAGAUGUCAAUGAGUGGAGUAUCAUUACAAUUAGUCCCCAUCCAGAGUAUGGGCUGUGCUCUGUGUCUCUCAACAACAAGCUGUAUUUGGUGGGUGGACAGACAGCUAUCGCAGACUGCUACGACACAGAGACAGAUGAGUGGAGACCAAUAUCAGAGAUGAAAGAGAGGAGGAUGGAGUGUGGGGCUGUGGUGAUAAAUGGAUGUAUUUAUGUAACAGGGGGAUACUCCUAUUCAAAAGGGACUUAUUUGCAGAGUAUCGAGAAGUAUGACCCUGAGCUGGACUCUUGGGAGAUAGUGGGGACCCUUCCCAGUCCGACCAGAUCACAUGGAUGUGUUUGUGUUCACAGUGUUUAGUGUCAAAGCCUUAUCAGAUAUGUUUAUUUAUUGUCAUUUUGUGCCAAACUGAUCAAAUGCUGAACAGUAUUCUGUCAAAGUGUGCAAAGGUCAGGUAAACAGUUGCACAAGAUGCCAUGUUAGCCCAUGUUUUGCACUGGAUAACUGCCUUUAGAAAACUAUACAUUUGCCAAACUUCACAUAUACUGUAGAACAAAUGUGUAACUAUACC